CAACGCUUUUCUUUCCUCUCAGUAGAAAGAAAUAGAAAGAGAUUCGACUAUUCGCUUAUUAUGCCUCUAAAGCAGUCGCUUUGGCCAUUAUUUCAACCAAAUUCUAGUUGAUUUGUUUCGAUUCUGAUCCUGAGUGGUCUGUUCUAUAGUUAAAUUAGAAGAUUUACAAUUGAUAAAUAUGGCUGAUACGUUAUUUAAAGCUCCUAGAACGAGGAAAUCUCCACGACAAGAUGACUAUGAGCCUCCUCCAUCAUCACAUUCUGGAAAAAGACCUAGAACAUCAGAAGAUUUCCUUCUUUUCUGCAAAUUUAUACUGGAGCAUGAAAACUAUGAAAUGCAGAAACAUGAGGAACUGAGAUCUAAAGCAAAUAGCCCAAUUGGAAGCACUGGUUCUGAAAGCGCCAAGUCAGAAACUCCAUCAUCCAACAGUGGUGAAGAGAGGAAAGUGUCUUCAGACAGUGAUUCAGAUGAUGGUGACAUAGAUGAUGGUUACAACACUGUGACGUGUUAUUGUGGUAAACCCUUUGCUGGCCGGCCUAUGAUUGAGUGCAGUCACUGCUUGACGUGGAUUCACCUAUCUUGUGCCAGGAUCCGAAGGACCAAUAUCCCUGAUGAAUUCAUCUGCGCCAAGUGCCGAGAGAAAGGAGUCACCCAAUUGACUAACCAGUCCUAACCCUUUCUUUCAUAUUUGAUAGUGUAUCUUUCAGUCUUACAUGGGAAGUUGGUUGUUCCCAGACAUUUGCCCUCAUCCCCUUUUGAAGAAAAGUCCCAAACUUUGUGAAUUGUAUGUGCGAUUCUCUACCUGCGACAUUUGGUGAAUUUCACAUUCAUUUAGCUAUUCAUAUAGAAAGAACGGAUAUAUUCACUGUUUCCCAUACUUGUAAAACAUUUUGAUGAUUGAUCGUUUGAAUUUCCCCUUUAUUAAAAAAAGAAACAAAAAUCGAAUGAGCGUGAAAUUCAUCGAAAAGUGCCCGCACAAGAAAAGAACCCACUGCCCAGUUCCUUCAAAGAAACAAAACAAAUGCCGUUUAUCAUGGUUCCAGUUUUUCUUAACUUCCAAAACUGUUCUAGCGAAUUGCUUUGGGUUCUUAUCUUCAAUUCUCUUGUUUUGGUUGCCCAUCUGACCCCAGCCGCAUAACUAAAGUUGACUAAAUGGCGCUGUCCAUAUUGUACAAAGUUCCGCCCCGUCAUCUCAUGUACGUUUUCCACUGAUGUGGUAUAUAACCUUUUGUUUUUUAAAAGAUUUUUUUUUUCAACAAAUUUUGGUGGAAAAGAAACUAGCCUUUUUUCGUUUA
Daphnia pulicaria is the source of this 1295-nucleotide messenger RNA. RefSeq names its product PHD finger protein 23-like. The coding region runs from base 179 to 673 and encodes 164 amino acids. The record is from RefSeq and is a predicted model, not a curated record. The transcript has 5 exons. Lineage: Eukaryota; Metazoa; Arthropoda; Branchiopoda; Diplostraca; Daphniidae.